This is a messenger RNA of Olea europaea var. sylvestris, 947 nucleotides long. RefSeq names its product protein THYLAKOID ASSEMBLY 8-like, chloroplastic. Lineage: Eukaryota; Viridiplantae; Streptophyta; Magnoliopsida; Lamiales; Oleaceae. The record is from RefSeq and is a predicted model, not a curated record. Gene Ontology annotation, molecular function: protein binding. Bases 76 to 492 code for a protein of 138 amino acids. The transcript has a single exon.
CUACUUUAAUUUUUCAAUUAACGGCUUCUCUUUCUUGCUCACUUAAACCUCUGCCUAAACCCUUGUCUCUCUAAAAUGCCACUGACAUCCAUAAUUUCCAAGUCCAGAAGCCCUCUCCUCGCCUGCUCAUUUCUCCUUAUCAAGCACCUUUCCUCUUCGAAAUCUCUCAUUUUGCCCAAAUCAUUCCUAGUUUUUCCUUCCACGACCAAGCCCACGAUCGGAGAUAAUAAUCCCCAACAAUUUGGUUGCGAAUGGGUUCGAGCAUACCACGACGGCAGGCCCAGAGGGCCUCUGUGGAGGGGGAAGAAACUCAUUGGAAAAGAGGCCCGUUUCGUUAUAUUGGGUUUGAAGCGAUUCAAAGACGACAGCGAAAAGCUCCCGAUAUUCAUUAAAACCCAUGUGGCCAGGCUUCUUAAAUUGGACAUGAUCGCUGUUCUCAGUGAACUCGAACGCCAACAGGAAGUUUCUCUUGCUGUUGAGGUAAUUGAUUAGUGGGUAAAAUGGCGGAAAAUAGGUUGUUGAUUUUGUUUGUACCUUACUUUGCCUGUUUGAUGAUACUGACAAUGUGAUCUUGAUCCAAAACAAGUGGCGCAAUUGAGUGUUGGACCUUUUCCUGUAGUAUCAUACCUCAUGUGGUGUUCUUAGCUGAAUUGAUGCAUUUACUAGCGUAUUCAAUGUGUGAAAUCAUGUCUUUUCCCCUUAAGACUAGUGCGUAUGGGUCUAUUAUACUACUGCAUCAUUCCGUGUUUCAGCAAUAGUUGAGUUGUACUCUUUAUGGUCAAGUGGAGAUUCUACUAUAGGGAAUUCUGGGAAUAGAGCUUGUUUAAAUGUAAGCAUUUUGUGCACGUAGUCAUUAUUUGGAUUCUUGGAAGUAAACUAAAAAGGAAAGGAAGCUGUUCAAUUUGAAAUGAGAAAGAACAUAAUGUUUUUUAAGUCAAUAACAUCUA